Molecule: messenger RNA, 2080 nt
Organism: Stylophora pistillata
Lineage: Eukaryota; Metazoa; Cnidaria; Anthozoa; Scleractinia; Pocilloporidae
Product: inactive rhomboid protein 1
Biological process (GO): regulation of epidermal growth factor receptor signaling pathway; regulation of protein secretion
Cellular component (GO): endoplasmic reticulum membrane
Molecular function (GO): serine-type endopeptidase activity
Source: RefSeq, a predicted model, not a curated record
GAUUCCCUGUAAUUCAAAUGCGUUUUAAACUAAUAAUGCAUGAUCGGCUUUUAUCUUCUCCAUACUAUCAGAGCAAGAAGCUCAAGGACACAAUUUAAAUCAAAAGUAAAACCAGUGUUUAGCUGUAACGGUGACUGUUUGGAGUUACGAUUUUGAAGUGCUUAUUUCACAUGGAAAGCAUGGAACAAGAGCCUCUUCUUGGAGUAAAAAAAUCAGGUCAAUCUCACAAUAAACAUCCUUACUCUAGAUCAUCAAUCAGCGACGAUUUUAAUGAAACCUCUGUGUACUCCUACUGUGGGAGUAAUUACAACAUCCCCAGACCAGAUAGACGCCAAGCACUAUGUGAUACUACAUCUACAAAUAACGAGGAGCCUCUGGCUCCACGAAAAAUUCAUCGUCCUUACUUUAUAUUCCUCGUAACAAUUGUAAAUGUGGCACUUCUUAUGUAUACCUGCAUUGCUGGAGGAGUCGAGAAAAUUGCUUUCAAGCCAGAGCUUCAAAAUACAUCAGUUAACAAAUUUGGAUAUAUAGGAUUAAAUGAUUCAGGGCAUAAACAACACAUUGCUCGAUACUGUGGGGUCAACUGGUUCAUUGGACCUAAUUCAUCUUUUCUGAUUCAGACAGGGGCUAAGUUUGGUCCGUGUAUGAAGAAGUUGGAGGUUGUAGAAAAAAGAAUUCAUAACAUAUCAAAAAAGGAAGCUGAUUAUGUCUGUUGUUCCUUUAAUGAGGAGUGUGGAAUGAUGAAAAAUACAAGUUGCCAAGGAAAAGUCAUUGAUUCUGGGAACUGUACAAGUCCAAAAAGUCCCUAUUGCAAACGUGGUGUUACGUUACGACCCUGCUGUCUUGGAGUUCAUUCUCAAUGUGAAGUUAUCUCUGAGCAGUAUUGUUCAUACAUGGGAGGUCAUUGGCACAAAAAUCAGACCCUCUGUACCCCGGUGAAUUGCCUUGAUGGGAUUUGUGGAAUGAGUGGUGUUAAGAACAAGGCUAGUGGAAAGCAGUGGUAUAGAUUGAUUACAGCAAUGUUUUUACACCUUGGAGUGAUUCAUCUGAUUACAAAUCUCAUCUUCCAGAUUCCUGUUGGAAUUUUGAUUGAAAGGGAGAUAGGCUCAAUUCGGAUGGCUUUGAUCUACCUGAUAAGUGGCAUCGGUGGGAAUUUAUUUUGUGGACUUUUUGAUCCUCUCACUCCACAGGCUGGUGCCUCGGGAGCUCUCUUCGGUAUCCUUGCCUUACUGAUAGUGAAAAUGGUGCAGUUUGGACGUGAAGUAAAGAGACCGUGUGUCGAAGCUCUUAUGAUACUGGGCGUGGCACUGAUCAGUUUUGCGUUAGGGACGUUACCAUACAUCGGAAACUUUGUACACAUUGGAGGGUUUGUGUUUGGUGUUUUUGCAUCGUUGGUGUUCCUUCCACGAUCAAACUUUCGUCGAAUCCAGACCAUGGCUCUUUAUACCUGUUUCAAAGGAGUUUUUGCGUUUCUUCUUGCUGUGCUGACUUUUGCCUUUUGUUUUUUGUUUACCUUUGAUAAAACUUCCAAUUUCUGCUCAUGGUGUCAAUACCUCGACUGUGUGCCGUAUACGGAACAUUUUUGUCCAAACAUGAAUUCAGAUGGGUAUGGAAACACCGGUGGAUAGAAUUCACUUGCGACUUGAUGAAAACAAUGAGAUGGGAGGAGAGAUGAAAUAGAUCUUAGAACUUCAUGUUGAUGUGAUCGUACGAGUUCUCCUGAAUUCUCAACACUGAAGUAGCUAGUAUUUUAGAAGACAGUUGACUAUAGUCCACCUGAGGAAGCAAGAAUUGGGUGGGGGGGUAAGCCCUAGAGUGCCUCACCCCUUCCCCUGUCCUUUUACUUAGAUAAAAUAAACCUAUUUGGUAAAUACUAGCUGCCACUAAGAUGUUAGUGAUGGAAGCCAUUGCACGAAUGCCCUAUCUCCGAUCCCUCGCCCCCUUUAACCCCUCUACCCUAAAGCUCUGUGGAAGAAGAAGAAGACGCGGGGCCCGAGAAGAUAGACAACGGAUGGGUUCUGGGCUGCACUAACACUAGAUCGCCGGCCUUUGGGCGGAGGAUACAAAAAAAAAAAAAAAA